UCGGACAGAGGGGAACUUCACGGCGGCUACGGGUGUGGCUUCAAACGUGAUAAAUCUCAACACGGGGGAAAGAAUGCGUAACGGCAGUAGGCACUGAAACGAGACAAAGACGUAAAGCAGAAAAGAGAAAUAGCCUCUGAAAAGUGGUCGGUGUGUGUGUGGUGGCUUCACUGGCAGCAGGAAUCCGUGUGCUCGGUUUUUCAACAGCUGGAAUACUUUUUUUUUUUUUUUGGGCUGAACUUCGUGGCCCGUUUUCGUGUGUUUCACUUUAACCUGCUCUGAUGGUCUGCUGGAGGAACCGCCGAGUUAGCUAAAAGUCUACCGUCACUCAGAAAGUAGCCUUUUUUCGCCGUUUUUAUUUUAUUUUUAUUGACAACUUCUCCACUCUCGGAAGAAACCGCCAAUGACAGCCUGAGCAACCGACGAGCCUUUGGGAGUUCCGCAGCCGACAUUAGAAACCCAGGUUCACGUCGCAGACAGAGACGUUUUGUUUUUAAUGAUUUUCGCUCCCUCUCGCGGAUGAACGGACUCCGUCACGUUUGUCUCCACUCAUCAAAAAGGGAAGUCGCCUUACUCAACUUCAGCCCUUGUUUUUUAAAAUAAGGGGCUUUCGGACUCGAUUUUUUUUCCCAGGUGAUAUUUUCCCACUCAAGCAGCAGUCCUGAAGCGCGCACUGGGAACCAUGGGUUGUACAGUUAGUCAGGAAGAUAAAGCCGCGGCCGAGAGGUCUAAAAUGAUUGAUAAAAACCUGAGAGAAGAUGGAGAGAAGGCGGCGAGGGAAGUGAAACUGCUGCUGCUGGGUGCUGGAGAGUCAGGGAAGAGCACCAUUGUGAAGCAGAUGAAGAUUAUCCACGAGGAUGGAUACUCAGAAGAUGAGUGUAAGCAGUACAGAGCAGUUGUCUACAGCAACACAAUCCAGUCCAUUAUGGCCAUCAUCAAAGCCAUGGCCAACCUUAAGAUCGACUAUGAGGAAACUACAAGAGCGGAUGAUGCCCGCCAACUGUUUGCCCUGUCAGCAGCAGCAGAGGAGCAGGGCAUCUUGCCAGAAGAUCUGUCCAACGUCAUCCAGCGACUGUGGGCUGACGGCGGCGUCCAGAGCUGCUUCACACGGGCCAGAGAGUACCAGCUCAAUGACUCUGCUGCCUACUACCUAAAUGACCUGGAGAGGAUAGCCAAGCCAGAUUACAUCCCCACACAGCAAGACGUGCUGCGGACCCGAGUGAAGACCACCGGUAUUGUGGAAACACAUUUCACCUUCAAGGACCUGCACUUCAAGAUGUUUGAUGUUGGCGGCCAGCGGUCAGAGAGGAAGAAGUGGAUCCACUGCUUCGAGGGCGUCACGGCCAUCAUCUUCUGUGUAGCCAUGAGCGCUUACGACCUGGUCCUGGCCGAGGACGAGGAGAUGAACCGGAUGCAUGAGAGCAUGAAGCUGUUCGACUCCAUCUGCAACAACAAGUGGUUCACAGAGACGUCCAUCAUCCUGUUCCUCAACAAGAAGGACCUGUUCGAGGAGAAGAUCGCCCACAGCCCUCUGACCAUCUGCUUCCCUGAGUACACUGGCCCCAACAAGUACGAGGAGGCCCAGGCUUACAUCCAGACCAAAUUUGAGGAUCUGAACAAGAAGAAGGACACCAAGGAAAUCUACACCCACUUCACCUGCGCCACCGACACCAAGAACGUGCAGUUUGUGUUCGAUGCCGUCACUGACGUCAUCAUCAAGAACAACCUGAAGGACUGUGGCCUCUUCUGAAACCACGUCUGAGGAAGAGUCAAGCUUACUUGAACAGUUCCGGUGACCAUAAAGAUAGGGGAUUAUACACACAUCAUGAAUGACUGCACUGGCCAACCACGAUUUCUGCUUUGAUCUGCUUUUUAUAAAGACACCUAAGAGACUGAAAACCCGACGAGCCUUGUGGGAUUUCAACGAUUGCUGAUCCAGUCACUCGUAUUGUUAACUCUUAUGGGCUAUGACCACAAAAAUCAACAUUUAUUAUUGUAUUUUUGUUGUUGUUUUUUUUUCUUCUUCUUUAUUUUCAAGUACUAGAGGAGGCAAAGGAAAACUUUUUUAUAUAAAUGCAUUCAUUUUACUUUUAGAAAUUCUGAUGUGCAAAUUAUUAAACUUUUAAUCACAUGAAGCUUAUUUUUUAAGAGGUGAAGCACAGGCAUGGACAUAACAUAUGAUCGAUAAAGGAAAGAGCUUUUUUUUUAUAAUGUUUACAUAAGUUCAUCAUUCGUAGCCAAACCGUAUAUUGUUCUGCAUGACUCAACAUGGCAAGUAUUAGCUCUGUAAUCACUGCACAAAUUAUCUAACAUUCCUACAAAAUCAAAAUAAAAAAUAUUAAAAUGUUGAAAAGAAAAAAAAAACUUCACAUGCAGGGGGAAAUUAUGGCAAAAUUCUAACUGGUAUUUACAGUAUGUGUGUACCUAACAUUCUCUCACUUUUUUUAGUACCAUUUCCAUGUCUGUUGCAGUAUGUUUGUGCCUUGACUUCUGUUUACAACCAAUUCCUAGAUAUGCUUUCAGUACUGUUUGACCUACUGUGCGCCUAUAUUUUUUCUUCCAUUUUCUGCCUAGCACCUAUGAAUAUGUAGUGAUUAUUAAUGAGAGACGAAAAUCUAAUUCAGAAAAAGGUUAGUGUUUUUGGUAAAUAUUAAAAUGCUUUGAAAGUCCUAUAUGAUUUAAUUUAAAUAAAAGUAGAGAUCACCUGA
Chelmon rostratus (copperband butterflyfish) is the source of this 2708-nucleotide messenger RNA. Its product is annotated as guanine nucleotide-binding protein G(i) subunit alpha-2-like. Lineage: Eukaryota; Metazoa; Chordata; Actinopteri; Chaetodontiformes; Chaetodontidae. Bases 683 to 1750 code for a protein of 355 amino acids. Gene Ontology annotation, molecular function: GTPase activity; G protein-coupled receptor binding; GTP binding. Gene Ontology annotation, cellular component: heterotrimeric G-protein complex. The record is from RefSeq and is a predicted model, not a curated record. The transcript has 9 exons. Gene Ontology annotation, biological process: adenylate cyclase-modulating G protein-coupled receptor signaling pathway; gamma-aminobutyric acid signaling pathway.